This is a messenger RNA of Rotaria socialis, 2400 nucleotides long. Lineage: Eukaryota; Metazoa; Rotifera; Eurotatoria; Philodinida; Philodinidae. The record is from the annotation of a GenBank genome assembly.
AUGAGCAACACUGCGAUUGAUGAACAUUGUAAAUCUAUUCAAAAACAUGCAGCAAAUAUUAGCAUCGAACAGUUGAAGACAUCGUUUGAUAUAUUUACCGUUGGUUUCAAAGAAAUUAAUAUUCCUGAUGUUAAAAGCGCAUUUAUAGAAAAAAUUCUUUUCACAUUGGCAAGUUUACCACACAGACAUAAAAUACUUCUCAACUCUGAACUAGUCAAACACGAACUUUUUAUAAUUUUACGGGAUACUGCAAUUACCGACGAGCUUCAUCGAAAACAAACAGAAGAAAGUGUUACACAGAAAUUCGUUUUGGAUGCUACAAUCUUGUUUAUGAAUCUAAGUUAUAGCAUUGAUGAUAGUAAUGUUGAUGAACUUAAAAGUUUACUAUUUUCUAAACCGUUGAUCGACGAACUUGUGUAUUGUCUUCAAGAGAUUGGCACUAACGGCAAACAUUUGAAUGAUUCUCAACUUCUUCGUUCAGUGCGCUCCCUAUUAACCAUAUUUAAAAAUAUCAUCAGAAAUCAUAUGGCAGCAUAUGAUUAUUCGUUGAUCGCACCUAUCUUUUCUGCUGUCACGCAAUGUCUGUGUUCUCCGUAUGCUAUUGAAAUGAUCAAAAGUUUGGAUCAAUAUUUUUAUCAAAAACUUGAUAAUAGUCAAACAUUAUUCCUUCGCACGAUGCCAUGGUAUUUACAAUGGUAUCCUGAUUACGGAGAUCCUGAAAAUUUGAUUAAGAUCUUACGUACAUUACUUCAUGAAUUUACUGCAUGGAUGACAAGCGGUCAGCCCGAGUCUUAUCUUCAAUGUUCUCCGCAAGUUAAUGCUAUGAUUCGUCAGCUAACUUAUUUUCUCAUUCGUCCUGUUGAGUCUGAAAAUGUCAAUAUUUUUAGUGAAGAAUUUUAUAGUGACUACUGCAAAUUAGUGUUGCAAUGGUCAUCUUUUUUGUCAUUAACAUUGAAACAUCAUUCAAAUAAAACGAAUUUAAAGUCCAAAGCACAAACCAUUGUUCAAAUUUUGUAUAAUUUCACACUUCACUUGAAUGUACUCAAUUUUAUGAAAACUAUACCGGAUUUGAUUUCUAUGCUUCUGGAACUGACUGAUACUGAUCAUGAUGAAAUACAAUUGAAUGCUUAUCGGUGUUUGGGGAAACUGAUGGUUGAAAAUGACAUUAAGGCUAUGGUGAACCCGGGAAAAAUUGCUACUGUCUACAUUGAUUUUAUGAGAAAUACUAUAGAUGAUCCUGGAAAAACAGAACGAUUUGAUAGCUUGCUGAAGAGUUUAAAAAAUUUUGUACAACAUGAUCAAGUUAAAACUGAAUUAAUAAAGCAGGGAACACUUCCUUUACUAAUGAAAUGUGUUGUAGAAGUACGAUUCGAUCCAAUCAAAGUACAACAAGUCGCUCUUGAAAUUCUUCUCGCACUUUCAUUUUUCAACGAAGCCUGUUUGAUACUAAAACAGAAUGAAGAUUUCAUGAAUCAUAGUAGAAAUCUUGCAGAAAAUUCAAACUCGGGUCAAGCUGGUUUACAACGAGCUGCUGAAGGACUUCUUUGGAAAUUGGAAAAAGAAAAUGCAGCAGUUGCUAAACCAUCUAUUUUAUAUUCACACAAAUACAAUAUUAUGAUAAGUUAUGCGCAUAAAAAUCAAGAACUAUGUCUUCAAAUUCAUGAAGAACUAGUGAAACAUGGAUUUAACGUCUGGCUUGACAGAGAAUGUUUGUAUGGAUCGACAAUGGUCGGCAUAGCAAAUGCUAUUGAAAAUUCUGAAAAUGUACUAAUCUGUAUGUCGAACGCAUACAAAGAAAGUGUUUAUUGUCAAUCAGAAGCACAUUAUGCAUUUGAAAGAGGAUGUCGUCUAAUUCCAAUCAUUAUAGAAGCCGAUUAUAAACCUGAUGGAUGGCUGGGUAUCAUUGUCAGUGGUAAAAUCUACGUGAAUUUUGCAAAUACUCAAUUCAGCUUGGCCUAUGAAAAAUUGAAGAAUGAGAUAAUUCAACAAUGUCAAACAGCUUCAAAACCAUUACCAACAAACUCAACGGAGAACAAUUCGAUGAGUCUGGAACAUACUGAAUUACUUUCCAAUACAAUCGAGGACCUACCAUAUUCUAUUACAGAAUGGACUCAUGAUCAUGUAAAAUUAUUUCUUCUACGAAUGAAACUUGGCACUACAAUUCUUCCUCUUUGUACACGUCUCGAUGGUGAUCGCCUUCUACAACUCUAUGAAAUGUGUCUUAGCAAUCGUGAAUCAAUGUAUCAAUCGCUGAAAUUUGAACUGAAUGAAAGAUAUCACACAUUGCUACCGAUUGCCGAUUAUAUCACUUUCCUUCACAAUAUCAAAGCUUAUAUUCCAUCAAACGCCAUCACAUAUCCAUCGUCGUUUUUUCGUUUUACGAGGUGUGAUCUUAUGUAG